ACAAGAUACAUUCCAGCAUCACCAGCAUCACCAACAACGCCCAGGGUCGAUUGACGACCACUGAGGAAGCCUUCACUUGGUCGAACAGCAAAGCAACGCGACUCACGAUCAUCAACCAUGCCUUAGUCAAGAAGAGAGAUGGAUACUGAGCAAGCAUCUUUUCUCACCAAACAAAACUAAAGGGCCCAUCAGGGGCCAAAGCGAUCCAAGACAGCCAAGCAUAAAUUCCAUUCGAUACCAUGACAACCUUCCGACUAAGCUGGCGGCUGGUUUAAAGCGACGACCGCUCGGUGAACCACAUCGGUUACCGCAAUCGCAUUCUGCUCGUCAACACCCCCACCCCCGGGGGCGGAAAAGCGCGGUCCCCAAAUACGACGCAUACGAUCAACCCCUUUCGCCCCUUCGCGUGAUCGUUCCACCACAAACGCCAGACACAUACACAUACAACGAGACACGACGAUGCGAUGGGGUGGCUUGUGAAGAUCAUCGUCGGCAGCCGCGCACGCUUGAAGGCCAUUACGACGUGACGUCACACAACUCUCGAACUGCUCGCGCUCUCAGUGGGUUAGUGUAGUGUGGCCGCGGUGGGUCGCAGUUUGAGAAAUCAGCUCCGAUCGUGAUCUUGGGCACAUUCGACAGUAGUGGCCGUGCAUUGUGGAUGGUAUAGGAUGUGUUAUUAGUUGCUGCUUCUCAUGAAAAGCAGCUGGGAAAAGACGGAAAACCGAAAUCGAUAGUGAUACCAGCGAUUGAGCAGUCCGAUCAAAUCAAAAACGAGAAAUGGGGGUCGAAUGUGACAUUCGCUUCACCAACAGCACGCACGGAACGUUUCUCAGCGGACAGCGCCUGACCGGGAGUGUGGUGCUGAAGCUAACCGAUACGAAAAAGUACAAUGAGAUUACACUACGGAUUGUCGGCUGUAGUGCUGUCCAGUGGUCCCAACGGCGUGGCCAAGGACGGCGGCGGCGGACGGUGUACUACACUGGCAAACGGGAUCACUUAUCAUCGGUGAAAGUGCUGGUGGCCUCACAGCCGAAUGGUUCACCAGCGGAGCUACUGGCCGGGGAACACAUUUACGAGUUCGCCUGUGACCUUCCGGCCAAUCUGCCGACCUCCUUCGAAGGUUCGUACGGUCAGUGCCGCUACACGGCCCAGGUCAUCAUGGAUCGGCCCUGGAAGUUCAAUCUCACGUACAAGGUGGGCUUCACCGUGAUUCAGCCGCUCGAUCUGAACGUGUUCUCACCGUCGAUCCGUGUGCCGGCCCGUAUGGAAGAUGCGCGCGUGUUUUGCUGUGGUUUCUGGCAAACCAAACCACUGUAUGUGCAGGUAACUGCACCGUGUACCGGCUACGUACCCGGUCAGGCCAUACCGCUCACGAUCGAACUCGAUAAUCGAUCGAGCCGCACGAUCGAGGGCGUUAACAUGAAGCUGCUACAGGAGGUCAACUAUCGGAGCGAAGCACCACGGAUCAAAACCAAACAUGAGCUGCACACGGUCGUGAAGCACAUAGGGGACGGUGUGGGCCCGGAAACGAAACGAAAGUACGAACAGCGACUUGUCGUUCCUACGGUCGCACCGUCGACCUUGACGUUGGGGGAAUCAAAUCUCAUAACCGUGUCCUACCGGCUGCACAUCACGGUGCGUGUGUCGGGUUGUGGUUCCGAUCCGGUGCUAGAGAUUCCGCUCACCAUCGGCACUAUUCCGUUGGUCUUCUAUCAGCCGGCCACCGCGCCACCCAGCACACCUGGUCCAUCGUCGUCGUCGUCGCCUCCCACGAUCGGGUUCGUCUUUGGUUCCGGCGGUACGGGCCAGUUGCCUAGCGCACCGAACGAAAAGACCGAGCUCGUCCGUGAAGGGACACUGCCACCGGAUUAUUUGCCUCCACCAACGUAUGAGGAAGCGAUGAAUGCGGCGACCGUGGUUAUCACCGAUGAGAGUGAUACGAACGCGCUCGGCACUAGACCUUAUGUGCCUCUCUAUCCGUCCUACAACCUGGCCGAUGUACAGUGGCCUCCGCUACCUCCCAAACCGUGAUCCCUUUACUGGUGAAUCUCCUCCUACUUUUACCUCUCUCUAACGCAGUGCAUUUAAUGCUGUAACAGUUUUCAUUCUUUCCUUCUAUUAGAACAGUUGCGAAGGAGCGCAACUGUUCCAAGUGUAUUGUAACUAACUUGAAACAUUACCAACUAUCAGUGCCUGUAUACUUUACACUGCUGUUGUCUUUUUAUGGGAAUAAUGAAGGAUUCAUUUUAUUUUUACUGGAA
Messenger RNA from Anopheles aquasalis, 2261 nucleotides. RefSeq names its product arrestin domain-containing protein 2-like. The record is from RefSeq and is a predicted model, not a curated record. NCBI's taxonomy places the organism in Eukaryota, Metazoa, Arthropoda, Insecta, Diptera, Culicidae. Gene Ontology annotation, biological process: protein transport. Gene Ontology annotation, cellular component: cytoplasm.